UGGAAAACCCAGAGGUUGGUUGAUCAACGGCGAUCUCGUUUUGCUCGCCAAUGUCGUCCCCAGAGAAGAGGAGGAGGAAGAAGAAGAAGCCGUCGCCUGUACUCCCGCAAUCGACGACUCCAAAUCCUUCGCUUCCAGAUGAUUUGAUAUUGAGCUGCUUAGCACGAGUCUCGAGAUUGUAUUAUCCAGCUCUCUCCCUUGUCUCCAAGAGUUUCCGCUCGCUUAUCGCAUCACCGGAGCUAUACAAGAUCCGGUCCUCGUUAGAACGCACCGAGAGCUGUCUCUAUGUGUGUUUAAAGGACCGAGAUGAUGACCUAAACCCUCUAUGGUUCACUCUCUGCCGGAGACCCAAUCGACCUCUAACCAGUGAUCUCACUGAGAAGAAGAAGAAGAAGAAGAAGAAGAAGUCUAGAGGGUACGCUUUGGCGGCAAUCCCAGUUCUCCCUUCUCGUGGUGUGCACUGGUCGGGUCUCGUUGCGGUUGGUUCUAAUAUCUAUAACAUUGGCGGACCCAUCGACCAAGCACAUUCGUCUCGCGUCUCGAUCUUGGACUGCCAGUCUCACACGUGGCAGGAGGGUCCAAGCAUGCGGGUAGAGCGGAAUUAUCCAGCCGCCAAUGUGCUUGAUGGAAAGAUAUAUGUGACAGGAGGCUGCAAAGACUGCAGCAAUUCAUCCAACUGGAUGGAGGUUUUUUCUCCUCAUACCCAAACUUGGGAGCCUGUCUCAAGCCCUGGUGCCGAGAUUGGUGGUUGUGGUAUACAUCAAAGCGCAGCGGUUGAAGGAGAGAUCGUUAUUGCAAACUCUAAUGGUUUGGUUUAUAAACCGAAGGAAGGUAGAUGGAGAAGGCUGGAAUUGGAGAUGCAUUUAGGUUGGGUAUGGUAUUCCUAUUGCGUUGUUGAGAACGUGCUUUACUAUUAUUAUGAGGGAGAGUUUAAUUGGUAUGACACUAAGGUCAGACUCUGGAAGAAACUGAAGGGUGUGAAAGGACUGCCUAGGUUUGCCAGAUGUGGUGGAAAGAUGGCGGAUUAUGGUGGGAAGAUGGCUGUUUUCUGGGACAAGAUUAUCACUUCCAAUGGGUGUAAGAACAAGACGAUUUUGUGCGCGGUGAUUGCGCUUGAAAGGCGCAGUGAAGAGAUUUGGGGGAAGGUCGAGUGGCAUGACGCAGUGCUUACGGUUCCCUUGUCAUAUAAAGUGGUCUAUGCUCUUUCCCCUACCGUUUGAUGAAUGAUAAUACGAGACAAACUUGAAUGUCGUGAAUCUUUGGUGGUUGGUUGUGGGUAUUAUUGUGUCAUGUUGUUGGAUGAUUGCUUCUUGUGUUUUUAGCGUUAAGGUAUAGUCAUUGGCAGCAUAUCAUCUGUAAACCUUUCAUGCUUUUAGCUUACUUUAGUGCUGCUAUAGACCUUUGUAACUCUGUUUUGGUUGAAUAGAAAGUUCUUUUCUUUCA
Messenger RNA from Capsella rubella, 1443 nucleotides. Its product is annotated as F-box/kelch-repeat protein At4g39550. The transcript has a single exon. The record is from RefSeq and is a predicted model, not a curated record. Gene Ontology annotation, molecular function: protein binding. NCBI's taxonomy places the organism in Eukaryota, Viridiplantae, Streptophyta, Magnoliopsida, Brassicales, Brassicaceae. The coding region runs from base 51 to 1220 and encodes 389 amino acids.